Phyllostomus hastatus (greater spear-nosed bat) is the source of this 930-nucleotide messenger RNA. RefSeq names its product MAGE family member F1 (gene MAGEF1). Gene Ontology annotation, biological process: negative regulation of transcription by RNA polymerase II. NCBI's taxonomy places the organism in Eukaryota, Metazoa, Chordata, Mammalia, Chiroptera, Phyllostomidae. Gene Ontology annotation, cellular component: nucleus. The record is from RefSeq and is a predicted model, not a curated record.
AUGAACAUCCCACGGUCAUUGUCAGCGCUGUGCGCCUUUCUUCCCGAAAACACGUUGCAGAAACCCGGGAGCGGGGGUCUCGGGGUCCCUCAGGCAGAGGAGCAGGAGUGUGGUGACUGUGACGGUGCGACCCCAACCACCUCGCAGGAGGAGGCCCCGAGCCCCCACCAGCGGAAGAGCCCCAAGGCGGACCUUGGCGCCUUGAGGGAGGAGGCUGCAGAGCCCGCCCUCACCCGGAGCUGCGCGAGGGUCUCGGCAUUCAAAACCUUGACCCGGCGCAGGGCCUGCCGCCCUCCGAAUCAGACGGUGGCGGAGUUGGUGCCCUUCCCGUCCAUCGGUCGCUCUGAGAUGGCGAAAAACGUUAUGGGAGACUUAAAGAAUCUUUUCCCUGAGAUCAUCGCUAGGGCCGCAGAACAUCUGUGGUAUGUCUCUAGUUUUGAGCUGAAACAGCUUGGCACGAACACCACACACACCCUGACCAACAAACUGAAACCUCUGGAGGAGAAGGAUCUGGGAGCGGAUGGCCCCCGACUGAGUCUCUUAAUGAUGAUCGUGGGUCUCAUCUGCAUACAAGAUAAAAGGGCCAAGGAGGCACAGGUUUAGGAGGUGCUGAGUCGGUUGGGGGUGUGUCCCUCAGAGUAUCACGGCCUCUUUGAGCUCCCGAGAAGGCUUAUUAGGGAAGAUUUCGUGCAGCAGUGACACCUCGGUUACAUGGUGCCUCACACCUAUCCACCAGAGUGUGAAUUCCCUUGGGGUCCCCCAAGCAACCUGGAAACCAGCAAGAUGAACCUAGAGUUCAUGGCCAAGUUCUUAAAAAAGGAAUCCCAGCACUGGCCAGUGCAGCACUGUGAGGCCCUGGCAGAUACAGCCAGUACGAGGGCCAGGGUUAGGGCCAGGGCUAAUGCUAGGGCUGGCAUCGGGCCCUGGUGA